UGUGAGUGGACAACCCAAACACGGACGGUUAGCAGACAACAUCAAACAACGGCGGCCUGACAGCCAUUUAAAUUAACUAAUUAUCGUCAGCGCGAACAAAAAAAUGUGACCAAGAGAGAAGGACACCUUGGUGGGGGACUGUCAGAAACACAUGACAACCAACUUUGGUUGUUGUGAGAGGCGCACCAUGGCAUCUCAGCCGAGUGAAGAAAGGAACCGUCUUCGCCUCCGUGCAUGGGAACAGAGGAACCAAGAAACAAGCGAAGCCAAAGAACUCAACCCUGAGAAUGUUCCACUCUUUGGGGAGCCAUACAAGACAAACAAAGGGGAUGAGCUUUCCAAUCGAAUCCAGAGGAUGCUGGGCAGUUAUGAAGAUGUGAAUAAUCCGUAUCCCUUUGCCGUGGAGCCUUUACCCAUUCCUUCUUAUGUAACCUUUUCACAGUCAGAUCAGGGACAGCCAAACACAGAUAAACCAACCAAACCUUCAUUCCAAAACCAGGUCCAUUACAUGCCUACUGAAAAUCAGAAAGCUCCCUCUGUUAACGGUUACUCCUCUCAGCCCACGAGGACGUCCACUGCCACUUCUUCUCCUAACCACCGUGGACAUUCAGCAACUUUCUCAAAUGCGUCUUUGAACCACAGUCAGCUCAGCCACUCAGCAAAGAAGAGUGAAGCCCACUCAGAUCUCAGGGAGCGUGUCAGCCUUCCCCAGGAAAUGUCUUCUCAGUCUUCUGAUAUUAAGCCGCCACCCUUCCCACAUUCCAGUGACCACGAUAAUACUGACAUGGACACUAAGGACACCUUUGAUAGACGUCAGCAUCAAGGGUCCACGGAUCAUCCCUCAGAGUCUGCCAGCAUUACGGAUGUUUCCACACUUAACCUUAAACAGUCCCCCAAAGAUGCAUCUCUGCCUCACACUAACAAGGGCAACACACUACCUUCCCAAACCUUCCCUUCUCUCCUGUCGUCAAAGCAGCCCAGUGUAGUCAUGACCCAGAAGCCGACAGCAUAUGUGCGGCCCAUGGAUGGUCAGGACCAGGUGGUCAGCGAGUCACCUGAGCUGAAGCCUUCACCAGAGCCAUAUGCAUCUCUACCAGAGUUAAUCAACAAAUCUGAGCUGGGAAAAACGAAGAUACUGCCACAAUUUUUGGAGACAAGGACAAAUGAAGUUCAGUGUGUCGAAGACAUCUUGAGGGAAAUGACCCGCUCAUGCCCACCCCUCCUGACAGCUAUACACACACCUAGCACAGAAGAACCCUCCAAGUCCCCGUUUCCAGCCAAGGAAGCAGAGCAUGUCUCCUCAUGUCCAGGAAAAAAAAAUUAUGAGUCCCCUCCUGCCAAUCCAUCCCAGCUAAUCCAGCAGAGCUCCUCAUCUAGUUCAUUUGAAGCAACACAUUCCAGAGGGGUAGAGUCCACCAGCUCCAGUGACUCAGAGAGUAGUUCAAGAUCAGAGUCAGACAGUGAAAGCACCGUCGAGGAGCCACCUCAGCCCCCAGCGAUCAACUCCAUCAAAACUGAGCCUGAUGCUCCAGCAGUGACCCAUGUUGACUGGCAGUUGGGGAACUGGAUCCGGUCCAGCCAGCAGAACUCCGGCACUGAGAGUCAAAGUAGUGUACAUGCCUCUGAGAGCCCCGCUCACAAACAGCCACCGCCCACUCAAAGCUCCAAGCACUCACUCAGUGUAGAGGUGGUCAACCCCACCAAGGAGUCUAAACCUCAGCUGUCUUCUUACCGGAAAAAGUUCCCAGAUAGGCUUACGAAGCCCCAGCAGCACAGUGAGAACCCUCAGGACAACUAUAACCAUCAAAGUAGCCACGAAUCCCCCUCUGCUGAUUUGAACAGCUGUAGCAGUUCCAAGAAACUUUCAUGCAACACGUACUCCUCAAAACCAACAAAGGCAGGUUGCCCAGAUCGCACUGAAGCAGCUGUCAGCGUGAAGUGUGAGGAGGUUGUCGCCACCCGAGACAAAGACCCCUGUUUCACAGAUAGACCCAAGGUGAAGACGAAAGCAGGACAUAGCAAGAAAAGCAAGGACAGCAGUGACACUAAAAGAGACAGUAAGAGGACUUCUAAACACAUGUCACUUGACAAGCAGAAGGCUGUAUCAGAGCCUCAAGUCACAGUGGUCCUGUGUGGUCACUGUCCUUCAUGUGGUGUACGAUAUCCUGACCCCUGUUCCUGCCCCACACAAAGUCUUGCUCAGCCUGACCAGCUGUCCCCCGCCCCUUUGCUCAGAAUCAGUUGUACCAAACAAACAUCAGAGACCAUUGGCCAGAAGGGCACCAAGAUUCCUCACAAAACAACCCACAAGCACUCAGAGAAGACUGGGCAGAAAGCCAAGAGCUCUCGGGACCACCACAGUCCUCCUAGAUCCCUGCUGGUGAGGAUUGAUCUAAGUUUGCUCUCAAGAGUCCCCCGCACCUCCGGCAACCACCAGAAGAUACCCAACAAUGCAAAGAGACCAGCACUGGUUAUAGAGCAAAAUGGAGGGGGCAGUGAUGCUUCUGCGGCACACAAACUCACCAAAACCAGCAAAAAGAGUGUAUCUCAAAAUGCUGAGAUAGACAAUGCAACUCUUCCCAGGAAGAAACAGAGGCUGGAAAACAAGAAUACCUCAUCAGCUCAUGUGUCGGUCAAAAUGGAACAUUCUGGCAAUUCAACAAAGGACCGGGAGCCAAAGAAGGCCAAGAAAAAUCCUGUUCCUUUGCAGAAGCCUCAGACACCCAAAGAUUCUGCUAAAGGCCCAAAGUUGCACAAACGCAGUUCAGGGGAGACGCAGGAGCUCAGUAAGGAGGCUGUAAAGAGAAAAGAGUCAAGCAAGCACAAGAGUAGCAGUGGAAAGCACACAGAGCACCCACACUCUGAAAAGAAGCCCCGCAAGAGCAGCCUUGCCGUCACAUCAUCUUCACAGCCUGCCAGGGAAGCUUUGAGCAACAGGCCCCUGCUCAGAUUGGAAGACAGGCAGUAUCCAGUGAAGCACUACAUAAAGGAGGCCAAAAAGCUGAAGCACAAAGCAGACGCAGAGUCAGAUAAGCUCAGCAAAGCAUUCAACUACCUGGAUGCUGUCAUCUUCUUUGUUGAAAGUGGCAUUGCGAUGGAAAAAGAUCCACAAAUUUCAAUGUCGUCCUACACUAUGUUUGCAGAAACAGUGGACCUGCUCGGGUUCGUACUGAAACUUAAAAACUCAGUGGACGCCUCUGCUACACCCUCAGAAAAGGACUUUUUAGUUUUAUGCUUGAAGUGCCAGUCUCUCCUGCAGAUGGCCAUGUUUUGCCAGAAACACAAAACUGCACUCAAGUAUUCAAAGACCCUCACCUAUCACUUCAGCAACUCAACACAUGAGCCCCCUGCCGUUACAUCAAGAGUCACAGUCACACCCUCCUACACGCCCAACAUGCCUUCUCCAGCCAACUCAUGCAGCAGCUUAGGUCCCAGCUCCAGCCACAGGGGCAGCGGGUUGGUUGCGGACCCUGUCAGCAGCACCGUGGCAGUUCCCCAGUCCAUUGGACAGAUGGCAAUCACCUACGUCAACAUCACUACGUUAUUCUUGAGCGCUUACGACAUCUGGGAACAGGCGGAGGAGCUGGCACAAAAAGGCAGCGGUAUGCUGACAGAGCUGGACACAGUUAUGGGUCCUUUAAGCCUCACAUCAAGUAUGAGCUCUAUGGUCCGUUACAUGAGACAAGGCGUCCACUGGCUAAGGCUGGAAAGCCGAAAGGUAGAGUGAUCCAGCAACCUGCCCCCAUCACUGAACACCUGCAAAACCCUUCAAGCUGCCUGUCACUACCUUUACUGCACCUCACUGUGUUUAACUCUGAUACCGACCUGGCCCUGGACCUCUGCGCCAAUUUUCUUCACUUCACAUGGACAUGAACUCAUCUCAUUGUGAAAAGGUAGACAGAGAUCUCCUCUCAUGUGAUGUGUGUUCUUAAGGAUACCACACUGAUCAUUGCACUUUUUAUUUUGGUUUCUCUUUCUUUUUCUCUGGUAACUUUCUGAGCUGGGUCACAUCUGUUGUAAUAAAUGUAUUUUCUCAUCACCUUACUGUUCCUCUGUCAGCUGAUGUCAUGGAAUCAAUAGUGAAUCAGGGCUCUUUAUUCAGGAGUGACCUUACUCAUUUGGGAUGGAGGAUGCACAUGAAAUAUAACCAAAACUACCAUUUGGUGGCUUUAUAAUUCUCCCCAGCCUCAUCAUGUGGUUGUGGUGCAAGUCCAGACACAGAUCUUAUUUAUUACCCCAACUGUUGUUAUUAAUGUCACUAUAAGGCACUAAAAUCAUUGCUUAAAUGAACCAUGAUUUUUAUUUAAUUUAUCUUAAAAAGAGAUGAAGUUCCCCUGUCUCAGUCUGAGAGGUUUGAUUUUGGAUUCAGGGAUUUUUGUAUUUUUUAAAAUUCUGCAUUUCAUUUCUCCCACAAAUCAGCGAGGAAGAUCACCCCUAAGAAUUCUGGUGUGCAUGAAUUAAUUUCUUAUCACAUUUGUACAGGUGACACGGUCUAAUCUUGACUACGUAUGAAAAAGAGACAAGUCAAAUGUGGGGACACUGUUGCACAAGCACCUGAUAAUUAUCUUAAAUUAGCAUUAGUUUUAUUCAUUUUUAGCUAAUCCCUUGUUGGCAUCUGUAUUUUCAGUUUUUUCAGAUGAGUGUUGCCAGAUUCCCACAGCUCUGGUUACACUGAAACACACCUCUUGUGCAAUAAUAAGUGCAUUAUAAGAAUAAAACAAACAGAAAAAAAAGUGCCAUACUGUUAAUUAGAUGUCUGUCCUCCUGACAAAUACAUGUUGAAUGUAGAUUGAAUUGCGUAUAGAUUGAGAGUGUUGCUGAAAACAACGAUACAUGUGGACAUGAAUAAUGAGAUAAGGAGGAAGAGUAGGGAAGGUUUUAUGAUUUCAGGGGAGACUUACCUGUAUGACAUUUUCAGACUGACAGCUGUUCGGUCUUUAAUGAAUAAGGAAGUCAUUGUGUGUGAGGUGUAAGUGUAGCAUCAGUGGAAUUUCAAGGCAUAAACAUUUUGUCGUUUGCAUCUGGACUCUUGUUUGUGUCGUAAAGAAUGAUGAUUGAAAAUGUCUUGGAACUGAAAGACACUAAUUUCUGAUGGAUCUGUUGUUAUGAUCGUUGAUGGCUGCAGCUCAGUGACUCCUUUGUCAGACCAGAGAAGACUAGAUUUUAUUCUUGUCAUCCAGUUAAAAGAAAUUUGCACUUGUGCCCUCCUUCUAAUGGAAAUCAUACCAACAUCAAAGUGAAGUAACCAUCUUUAAGAACAAAAAAGGAGGGGUUAUGUUUACAUCUUCGACUCUCCUGAGGUAUAGUGGUGGAUGUAGAGGUUAGCAUCGGCUGUGUUUGUCAGUUUGAGUCACCUUUCACGUGUGGUGGGACGACCACAGUCGUUCAGCAGAUAUGAAACUACAGUAGUGUUCCCUUUAUUUGUUUUUGCACCAGUAAGCUGCUUUUCAUCUGUUUCCCACACUUUUGUUGAGUAGCGAAUGUUAAGUUGCAAUAUGUUUACUAAAAUCUGUGGGAGUAGAAUAAAUGGCCAAAAUGAUAGCUUACUAAAGAAUGCACUUUGAGUAUUUGUAGUUAAUUUCAGUGUGGACAAAAGAACACCACUUUCCUAAGACCGGCGGGACUGUGCUAGUCUUUACUCUUGUUUAUUGUAACUUUGAUUCAAAGCAAUAAAGUGAGCUCAAGUUUUUUUAGCGGUUUGUUGAAAUAGUUAUCACAAGUUCUUAUUGAUACACAGGGGGAUGCUGAAAUAAUCAGUGUAAUAUCAGUGAGAAAAGAAACAGUGCUUUAGAGGAGUACGUUUCUUGAAUCGAGCACCAUUGGGUUUUGAAAUGUUUUGCUUGUUGAAUCAGUUAGUGUGUCUGUGCAAUUACGCGAUAAAAGGGCUAGACGAGGAUCACAAAGUGUCCCUGAAUUUAUUUUCUCACAUAAAUGACAAAGUGAUAUUUUUUUUAAAGUAAGGAGCAAGUGCACAGGUGCUGUGGCAUCUGGGGUUAUUUUUACGUACCGAUCAUCAGCCGGCUGUUCUAGAAAUGAUCUUUAGACUUUUCUCUUUUUUUUUGUUAUUGCACACGAGGUCAUUUUGGCACUUGAAAUUCAUAACUUGUGCAACUUCAACUGUUUUCUUGUCUUUUUCAACCUGUGGCUUUAUUUCCAUCAUUCUCGACUGUUGGUGCUUCAUUUAUUAAUUACUCUGCAACAAGUUUACACUUCUUGUCCAAAUAAUUAUUUACUGGAAAAAAUGUUCGGAAAGGUUUUUGAAGGAUGGGAUUUUUUUUCCUUUUUGUGAAAUAUGUAAAGAAUUUGUG
Molecule: messenger RNA, 6308 nt
Organism: Epinephelus moara (kelp grouper)
Lineage: Eukaryota; Metazoa; Chordata; Actinopteri; Perciformes; Serranidae
Gene: aff1
Product: AF4/FMR2 family, member 1
Exons: 19
Coding region: 152-3727 (1191 amino acids)
Biological process (GO): regulation of gene expression
Cellular component (GO): nucleus; super elongation complex
Source: RefSeq, a predicted model, not a curated record